Molecule: messenger RNA, 1275 nt
Organism: Penicillium brevicompactum
Lineage: Eukaryota; Fungi; Ascomycota; Eurotiomycetes; Eurotiales; Aspergillaceae
Product: FAD-dependent oxidoreductase
Exons: 1
Coding region: 1-1275 (424 amino acids)
Molecular function (GO): D-amino-acid oxidase activity; FAD binding
Source: RefSeq, a predicted model, not a curated record
AUGCAGAGCUACAAUUUCUACAUGAAGUAUGCGGAGAUUGACAACCAACACGAAAAGGGUGGUCACUCGUUCGGCCUUUCUGUUGCCACUCUCCACCAAUUUUUUUAUGAGAACAUUAUCUCGAUCACCGAUGCGAGCACAAGAACAUCGAAAGAGCACAACGCAAAGUUCCAAGAAGUCGACAAGAGAUUCAAGCCCAAUAUCCAAACCUAUGAAGGCGCAAAGGAAAUCGAGAACACCUUCAAUACGUCACUUAUCAACCUCGCGUAUGGCGGGGAAACGUUCCAAAGUGGCUAUUCACACAAGGCUCCCAUUUUAAACACUGACAAGUCUUUGGCCUACCUCAUGGUACUUGUACAGCGAAAGGGAGCAACACUCGAGACCCGAAAGAUCAAGGAUCUCAGAGAAUCUGGUCCACAGCUGUUGAAAGACUACAAGGCCGAUGUCAUUGUCAAUGCUACCGGCCUUGGUGCGAAAAAGCUCUUCAACGAUGAGGAUGUUUAUCCCGUCCGUGGAGCCAUUCGUCGCGUUGACAACGUCCGCCAUGGUCAGUUCCGUCACUUGAAUGAUGCCUAUCUAGUACCCGCACAGAUUGGACCUGAUGGCUUGCCUUCCAAGACUGUGUUCAUUGUGCCUCGGAGCGACGACAUUCUCUAUGUGGGCUCCAUAAUCCAGCCACACAAUGGGGAGAUGAAUCUUACUCCUGAUUCGCCCGAGGUGCAGCAGAUGUGGAAUCGAGCAGGAGACUUUAUGCCGAGUCUGCGACAUGCGGCCUUCCGGAAUCACUUCACCUUCGCCCAGGGUUUGCGCCCCUUUACCAAGAAGAACGUCAAAGUUAGAGCAGAUGAAGACUUCGGAUUCCCUCUCGUCCAUAACUAUGGACAUGGCGGGUCUGGGUGGACAUUGGGGGUUGGAACCGCUCACACCGCUGUUUGUAUCGUUGAGGAGAUUCUCAAUGAUAAAGUUGACUUCACUGAAGCUGUCAACAAUUCGUCGAAACUGACAGAGCCUGUGAAAUCCUUGCUUUGCCGAAACAUCAAAGAAAACAAAAGCUGGAAAACAGGCGAAACCGAGGGAGAAAGCGAAAUCUUGAAAAACCUCGAUAUCUCUCGAGUGAUUGAGGAGUUGAAGAAAGAGAUUGUCUUCGGGGAUCGGCUCUUGGAGGUUGCAGAAAGUUUGAAGAAAAAUCCGAGUAAAACAUUGAGCGAUGCAUCAGCCAAGGUUACCAACGCCAAGCUUUAUGGUGUUGAGGGCGCGGAUGCUUCUCGGGACUAA